AUGUGGAGCACUACGACCUUCACGACACUUUACGACACUUUACGUGCUACUCAUUUAAGAAAACAUAUAGCUACAACAUCUGUUAGUCUCAACCUUGACGGUAAUGAAAUAAGUCAAUUGCAAAAUUUCCUCGGCCAUGAAGAUAAGAUUCACAAAAACUAUUACAGACAGCCCAUCAUCAUGGAUGAUAUCGUCAAAAUGAGCAAAUUACUCGAAAUCGCUCAAGGAGAUUCAACGAAAUCUAAUGCUGAGGAAUGUAAUACAGAAAAAACUAUUAUACACACUACACAAAGACAGAAUAUAUCAGAAAACAAUACAUUCUCUACACCAGAACGCCCAACAAAGAAUUCGAGUACCAAUCAAGAAUCAGAUGAGAAUAGCAAUGGAUCAUGUUAUAAUCCAAUGGAUUUGGAGGAAUCAAAUGGGGACAGUGACGACUCAAGUCACUAUCAGAUCACUAAGAAGCGGAAACGAAGGAGACUUCUAGAUAAACCCAAAGUGAAGAACCCAUGGUCAACUCCAGAGAGAGCAGCUGUCAGAUCGGUGUUCAGAGAAUAUAUUUCAUGCCAAGGUAGAAAUAAUAGUUAUCCAACAAACCAGCAGCCCCAAAAUGCUAUUGACACCACUUCAGCAUUGAAGGACAGGUCCCCUAAAUGA
Messenger RNA from Phaedon cochleariae (mustard beetle), 657 nucleotides. The record is from the annotation of a GenBank genome assembly. Lineage: Eukaryota; Metazoa; Arthropoda; Insecta; Coleoptera; Chrysomelidae.